Messenger RNA from Lotus japonicus, 722 nucleotides. RefSeq lists its product as uncharacterized. The transcript has a single exon. Bases 107 to 535 code for a protein of 142 amino acids. NCBI's taxonomy places the organism in Eukaryota, Viridiplantae, Streptophyta, Magnoliopsida, Fabales, Fabaceae. The record is from RefSeq and is a predicted model, not a curated record.
UGAAGUUUCUUGACUUUGCUUCUCAAAAGCAAACUCCUUUAAAUCAUCCAACUUGCAAUCUCCAAUUCAAACACCAACACUUCACUUCCACUUCAAACCUCUUCAAAUGGAAACAGAGUCACUCUUGCCUAGACCAACUUAUGGUGGCAUCAAGAGGUACCUGAGAAGGCGGCGCUACCAGCGCCUCGAUGAUGGCACCACCACCGCCAUCACCACUGGAGGAAGCAAGAAAGCAAAGGUCCCAAGAUCAAGAAGAAGCAGCAAUCGUAGGUUUUGGAGGAUCAGAGCAGCUCCAAGGUUAACAUGGGUGGCUAUAAGGUCACCAUUGAAGAUGUUGACAAAGCUUAAGAAUGCUUAUGUUAACUUCAUGUUGAGGCACAUGAACUCCGACAACAUGUUUGGUGGGAAACGGAUUCCUAAGGCUUAUGAAGUUUCCAAAGGUAGUUGUUUUAAUUCACGUGAUGCGUUUGAGGCCAGGCUCAUCUUUGAGAUUUCUAAGGCCAUAGCUGCUUCUCAUGAGCUUCACCCCGUGUAAUUAUUAUUGAUCCUUCUCUUCUUCUUUUUCUUUUGCCUUUUGUCAAAAUUUUCUUGAUGAAAUCCCAUGGUUUGAGAUAGAUGGUUCACUUAAAUGUGUUGUGAACAAGAUCAGAAUCAUCUCAACUGUAAACUCUCUUAUGUGUAGCAGCUAUAUAUAGAAAUAACAUGUUUCAACCGUUUACCAA